This is a messenger RNA of Linderina pennispora, 1671 nucleotides long. RefSeq lists its product as uncharacterized. The record is from RefSeq and is a predicted model, not a curated record. The transcript has a single exon. NCBI's taxonomy places the organism in Eukaryota, Fungi, Kickxellomycota, Kickxellomycetes, Kickxellales, Kickxellaceae. Bases 160 to 1350 code for a protein of 396 amino acids.
AGACGUUUAGUCACUUUCCAACGUCUACUGCUACAACUGCUAUACGUGCCCCCUUGUCAUUUAUAGUCGAAAACAUCCAUCCUUGAUCUCCUGAUAUCGUGACGUUUCAAUGCGGUGUUUUGAAAACAUUUCUCCACAUGGCUUUUUGACAGCACAAGGAUGCGUUGCGGCUGCUCUCCUUUCUCUCUUGUAUUUUUCGUGCCAUCAACUAUGGAGCUACAACUUUCUGCUGCGCAACGAGUCCCAUCAGACGCACUUGGUCUUAUAUUCGAUUUCAUCGAGUAUGGCAGACGGUUGAAGGAUGGGUGGGAAAAGCUGGAGUCAGAAAAGGGUGGUCGGCGGUACCGCGUCGCUUCUUUCGGAUUGCACAAGUUUGCCACGCAUGGAGAGUUGUCGCUUUGCCAUAUUUCUACCAGAACACCGAGACCCUUCUUAACCCCAUCUUCCAUGCAGCCGAUUCAGAACCAAAACUCAUCUACCCAAAUCUCUCUAUGGCAGCUACUGCCGGACAAAGCCUAUCAGUUCGUUCCGCACACCUCCUGCCUGUCGCUUGAUCACAUUGCCAGCGGUGCCUCCAUCCGCCUGCUAAAUACCGGUGUCCCUCCCACAGUGGCAUUCCCAAAUGCGUCUGAGCUCAAACUUUCUUUUUACAGCAGCAACGACUUUGACCGUGCUGACUACUCUGUACAAGCCGCGGCUUUUACUGAGCGCAUCUGCCAGCUGUUUCCCAAGGCACAUGAUGUCUCGUUCAUUGUCUGCUCAUGGCUGUGGAAUGGCUCAGAGGAUGUAUGGAGAAGCCUCAUGCAUAGCAUUGUCCCUACACCGAGAACACUUAUCUGUUACAAACUUUUAAAUGAGUCCACUACCCUUCGAGAUGGCAUCAGCAACGGGGUUCGGCGCUUAUAUCUCGGACACAAACGGAGGUACAGGACUACUACCCAAUUGUUCAUUCGAAUAGGGGCACUAUCGAGGAGCUUGUACUUCGGGUUGCUGUGGACCAUUCGCACACUGCUCAUAGGUGGGACAUGCCUGUCAACCAGGAUCCACUAUUCAGCUACAAAUAUCCCAAAACUUGCCAGACUAUCCAUAGAGACACGCGGUGACGCCAGAAAACUCUUUACAAGAUCAGCCACCAACCGGUUCCCAUCUCUAACUAGUCUCUCCCUUCUCACAUUCUGUGAGGUUGACAUCGGAUCUUUAGUCGGGGAUCGAGGUGAAACACUGACAUCACUUACGAUGUAUCUCACUGAGUCUCUGGUUCAAUCGCUUCGGGGUCGCCUGUUCCCUAGCCUUGCGUGUGUUCGGCAUUUUGGGGAGCAUACUGCAUGUAUUUAUUGUCAACGACAAUGAAGCUCUAGCAAGAGCUGCAAUGGAAGUGGUACAACUGCCAUUUUUGAUAGCGCCUAAUGCCAAAAUGAUCGAGAACUAUGUCGUUUCUGGCCUGCCCAAUCUUUCGCACUCAUCCAUGUUCCCGGAAUAAUCACCCACACCCACGGCUUCAAUAUCUGGUUCUUUGCCGGCUUUCUCUUUCCCUCAGCCAGUUCCACCAGAUUUUGGUCUGCCUACCAGGGCUCACAAGAGUCAGACUCCGCAGUGUCGUAUCUGACAACGGCGCCAGCUAUGAGUAUUCUGACGACGAGAUCCGUACUCUGUUAGCUGGCCUCCCAGUCA